GGAAAGGACACAGUCACUGCUCUUGCAAGGGGAAAACUAAACGCAGCCCUCACUCAGAUACUGACAGAAAGGCUAAGAGGAACGCAAGAAAUGAAAUUUACCAUUUCCACUACGAUCGAAGAGGUACUGUUUAAAGGAAGAGUCCGCGUCAAUGAAAUGAAGCUGAACGACUUUCUUACGAUGGAACUGGACGGCAGGGGCGUUGUGGCCACCAAUCGGAGUGUUUUGCUGAAGGAGUUUUUCAAGAACCCCAAUAAUUAUAUCCGUGAUAAGAGAGCAUUGAAAGAAAUACAGAUAUCCGAUGCUUAUGCGAGGAUGGAGGGGACUGUGAGGGAUGAAAUGGAUUUGGAAGAAGUUGUACGCAGGCUUCGCGAUAAGGGUGUGUACAAUCUACUUGGGUGGUCAGAAGCUGCUGCGGAGGUCAAAGCAACUGUUCAUAAACUCACUAAACACUCAUUGGAUGCAGCCCUUCAGGAAGCGAGUAAACCAACGACGACGAUUGCACCGAUGAAACUGGAGGGAUUGUACGAGUCUGUGUACAGUGCGAGUUGGCAUCAUGUGGUGGAAGUCCCUGGCGGCGAGGGGACUGAAAUGGAGGCGAAGGAGGGGAAACCGAAACACUCAUGGAAUUACAAGAAAGUUGGCGACACCUUCGAAGAGGAUGACGCUGUGCGGGAAUCCGGUGAAGUACCUCCCAGGCUGAUGGUGCUCACCUCGGACAAGGGAUGGCCGUACACGCUGAAUGCGCCGUAUGGGGCUGGUAAUGACUUCUUUAUAAACUGCGAGGUGGAUCGAGUGUGGCAGAUCGUCCUUGACGAUCUAACCGAGUGGUUCAGCAACUCUGACUUGACUCUCAAUUCUUCACCCGUGCGGCGUGUGUUGAUUGGGACGCCCGGGAUCGGGAAGUCGAUGGCUGCCGGUUCGUACCUCCUCUACCAGCUGCUGCACUACGAUGUGGAGAAACUCCAAGUGGUUGUCCACUGUUUUGGAGAAACGAUGUACGUGUUUGACAAAACCACCGAAACUGUGACAAAAUACAUGGGUAACAAAACAUCGAAGAGUGUUUUGGGUGGUUUGAGGCAGCGUGGGAUGAAAGGGUACAUUAUUUACGAUGUGGCAAAGAAAGGAACACCGCCCGACACAGAUUUUGCGCCCUCCACCGGAUGGGGCAUGAUUGUGGUGUCAUCGCCAAACCUGGACAACUAUGAUGAGUGGGAGAAGCAAUUAAAAGCCAGUCGAAUCAUCAUGAAUUGCCCCGACGAGGUGGAUGUGAAGGCGAUGUGCGCUUGGAUGAAACGCGGUCUGGAACCAGAUGAGCAAGCGGGAUACUGGAAAGAGGUCAAAGAACGCAUGGAUAACGUGGGGCCGAUUCCACGUCACAUCUUUGAUAAGAAAAUUUAUAUUAGUCGCUUGGGUGCUGUUAAUGAUGCCUUGCUAGCAAUCAAGGAUACUGAUGUUGGAAAGUACUUUACCCUGGGAGGAGAGGAAGAAUGGUAUUCCGAGGAUCCGUCUCACAAACUUGUGAAGAUUGUCCGGGAAAUAACAGUUGAAGGUGCUGAGAUAUUUCUGAACGCAUCGAUAUGUGCUCGUAUCGGGUUUCGAACUGCGGACCGUUUGGCAAAGGAAAUGGCUACGAAGGAUUUUUUGUUGCUAAUAUUCAGAUCGCGUGGUGUUCUUGUUUCCCACGCUCUGGAACAAUUUGGUUUGCGCAUAUUCAUGCAUGGGGAGUUUGUCAUUGAAUUAGCAAAGGAACUCAAGGAGCUGCCGCCACCAUCGCCUUCCAAACCACGGUCCUCAGUGCUGAAGUUAAACCAUCAAGGGUACCCCACUCUCACCGUUGGAUUAACGGAACCGCAGGGCGGUGUCGAGAGGAUUCCGAUGGAGUACAGGGUGCUGUACAUACCGGCGGUCCAAAACUUUCCGCUGGUGGACGGCCUUUUCUUUGUUGAUUCGCCGCGGAAGACGCUGGUUGGGCUGCGGAUGACGACGGCGGGUGAGCACCACACCAUACCCAGCACUGUGAGUCUGUUCAAUGAACGCCUGGCGGCAUAUUUUAAUGGUUGGGAGGAAUUAUCCCGAGACCUGUCGUGGGAGAUGAUUUAUGUGCAGCACGAAAACAGCACAAUGAUAACGAACUGGCAGAGAUGUGGUCCCGUCAAUACCGUUAAUUUGAGCGACGAUGAAAAAGAGAUUGUGGCGUUCUGGGACCGAAAGGUACACGAAUACCAGUUUGCGUUGACAACUGAUUUUGUAAAUAGAAUCCGAGCAAAGUGA
Molecule: messenger RNA, 2274 nt
Organism: Trypanosoma cruzi
Lineage: Eukaryota; Euglenozoa; Kinetoplastea; Trypanosomatida; Trypanosomatidae
Product: retrotransposon hot spot (RHS) protein, putative
Exons: 1
Source: RefSeq, a predicted model, not a curated record